CAGAAACUACAGAGUAGAACUGUACAGACUGCCACUUUGAGAAUGGAGAUGACACUGUGUUUUCCACUGUUGCUGCUGAUCUGCUCUCUCUCCACGGCUCAGCAUCAGACAGAGUCUGACAAUGAAAUUAUUCCACAUGGAAAGCAAGCUGAAUCCCAGGGAAGAGAACCAACAAAUGUCUCUGACCGCCAACAAACCUGCACUCAAGACAUCCAUGCUGUGCUGAGAGAGAUGAGCGCCUUGUUGGCUGAACAGAGGGUGGAGAUGAGGCACUUACAGAGAGAGAAUGAAGCACAAACAGCUAAGCUGAAAGAACUGGAGCUACAGAAGACUGAGGUGGAGAGGCAGAAGACUGAGCUGGAGAGGCUGAAGCAACAACUUCAAGCACAAGCAGCAGAGCUGAUCACCAUGAAAGCCAGGUCAAAUGUCACAGAACACCAGGUGGAGGCUCUGAUGAGAGAUGGAGAAGUCAAACAGGUGGCUUUCUCAGCCUCUCUGUUGGCUUCAGGUUCAGGACAUGUUGGACCAUUUAACACACAAACUCCUCUGGUCUUCAGACAUGUCAUCACAAACACUGGAAAUGCCUACAACCCAAACACAGGUUUUUUCAUUGCACCAGUGAGAGGAGCCUACCACUUUGAGUUCUACACAGGUGCAAUCGGACAUGCUUCAUAUGGUUCAGGUGCAGUGUUGGUCAAGAAUGGAGGACAUACAUUUAGUACAUGGUCGCAUCAGCCGUCCCAUUAUGGCAGCUCUGCUAAUGGUGCCACGCUGCUUCUAGAGGUCGGAGAUGUUGUGUUUUUGCGUCUGUGGGGUCACACAAGGAUAUAUGAUGGUGGAAAUCGCUACAGCACCUUCAGUGGUCAUCUGCUUUUCACCAUGUGAAACAGUCCUUUCUGUAGCUACAUGAUAGCUGUGCACACACUGCAGCAGUUUAUCAGUACAUGUUGAUAAUGAUUAUGUGAAUAUUUAAUGUUAUAAAAAAUACAUAUGUUUUGGAGCCACGCUUUCAGCAGUUUCAAAGUAAAUAAUAUUAUAAUCUUAAUCUCUUACAUUUGAGUAAAACUGCCAGACGCACUACCCAAACAUAUAAACUGUGCUUUGUAUGCAAAAUGAUUAAUUAUUAAACUCAGCAAUUAAAUGUGAUUGAAACUGGCUAUGUGGUACUCAUUAAUAAGAUUAUGGUGACCAUAUUAUUUGAAACAUACUGUACAGUUCCUGUAUUUUGAUCUCUGCCUCCAUCACUAUAAUGUUCCUGUAAUAUUUCUUUCUGCCUCUUCAUUCAAAUAUUAAACUGCUGUUGUUCUGGUCCACGCCAAGGUUUCCUGUGUAGAGUAAAAUGUUCUUGAAGGUAACACUCAGGUUGUGAUUAUUUGAUCUUUAACUCUACCUCUGUGAUCUUUAUAGAGUGUAAUACUUAAUGUAAUAUUUACAAUGGGUAUAUGGCAAAUAAAGAGUACAAGUAUUGUGAUCUCGUUCAGAGUCGUGUUUCUGGCCACCUGGUACAAUAUUCACUAU
Molecule: messenger RNA, 1518 nt
Organism: Epinephelus moara (kelp grouper)
Lineage: Eukaryota; Metazoa; Chordata; Actinopteri; Perciformes; Serranidae
Exons: 5
Coding region: 43-885 (280 amino acids)
Molecular function (GO): protein binding
Source: RefSeq, a predicted model, not a curated record